Molecule: messenger RNA, 1158 nt
Organism: Sinocyclocheilus grahami
Lineage: Eukaryota; Metazoa; Chordata; Actinopteri; Cypriniformes; Cyprinidae
Product: doublesex- and mab-3-related transcription factor A1-like
Exons: 2
Coding region: 102-1052 (316 amino acids)
Biological process (GO): sex differentiation; regulation of transcription by RNA polymerase II
Cellular component (GO): nucleus
Molecular function (GO): RNA polymerase II cis-regulatory region sequence-specific DNA binding; protein binding; DNA-binding transcription factor activity, RNA polymerase II-specific
Source: RefSeq, a predicted model, not a curated record
GUAUUAGUGUGAGGGGCGUGUCGGUGUCGUGUUUCUCUUUUGUCACCUGCAGCAUUAAUUCUUUGGCUCAUUCACCUUCAGCAGCAGAAACACACACACAGAUGGAGUCCAGCAGCGGGCGCUUCUCUCUCUUCUCCCCGCACACAGCGCUCUUCCUGCGGCCGGAGGACAGGAGUUUCCCGCGCAGCCCGAAGUGCGCACGCUGCAGGAAUCACGGCGUGGUUUCGGCUCUGAAGGGCCACAAACGCUUCUGCAGCUGGCGCGACUGCGCGUGCGUCAAGUGCGCGUUGAUCGCGGAGAGGCAGCGCGUCAUGGCGGCGCAGGUGGCGCUGCGGAGGCAGCAGGCGCAGGAGGAGCUGCAGAUGCUUUACCCCGCGGCAGCAGCGAGCGAGGGCGAGACAAACCUAAAUAAGUGCAGUGUGUUGAGCGGACUGAUGGAUCAGGCGUUGUUCAGCCCGCACACACCUGCGCUGAGUGAGCCGUUAAACGACAGCGUGUCUCCCGGAUCAGAUCUGGAGUCCGGCAGCGAGUCGGAGAAACCCAAAGAAGAGCUUUCCAAAACGAGCGGGCGAAACCCCGCUGCUGUUCUGACGAAGAUCUUCCCUCGUGUCAAGCGAGACGCUCUUGAGUCGGCGCUGAAGGCCUGCUCGGGAGACGUGGUGAGGGCCAUUGAACUGCUGCUGGGUUCUCAGGAGGGCCAGAACUCAAGCGGAGACGUGCCUCUGUCGGAGAACCUCCCCAUCUCCCGGUCGUCUGCCGUCUGCCUCACAGAAGCUCCUCUAAGACACUUCAGCUCCAGAUCAGCGUUCUCUCCCCUCCACGCCUCCUCCGGUUUGCUGGGGUUAAACCCUCGCUUUGCCAUCGCUCCGCUGCGACUGGCCUACUCAACACCCAGCUUCAUUCCUCCGUAUCUGACGCCUGCGUUUGUCCCGGCGCUGUCCCUGCGGCCCCCAGCAGACUAUCCGCUCCCCGGGGCCCUGCGGGACCUGCCUUACCCCAAAGACACUUUCAGCCCCGCAGUGUUUUACUCCAGCCUCAGCCACGACAAAUAAUCCAAGCCUCAGUCUCUCUCUUUAUUAAACUACUGUACAGUGUACAAGCGUGUCGUGAUUUGAGAUCGAGUCGCAAGCAGCUCAUGGAAGCAAUUACAGUUUUAUA